This is a messenger RNA of Protopolystoma xenopodis, 273 nucleotides long. NCBI's taxonomy places the organism in Eukaryota, Metazoa, Platyhelminthes, Monogenea, Polystomatidea, Polystomatidae. The record is from the annotation of a GenBank genome assembly.
AUGUACCCUGCCAAUUUAAAUGAUUAUCUCGCCAACCCGGAUAAAUAUGAAUUGCCAGAAAUUGCUUGUUUAGCUGUACCACGACUUCGACAGCUUGUCCGUAAGCGUGCAGCUGACCAAUUUCACACGGCCUAUCAGCAGAUUUACACGGCUCUAGUAGAUUCCCUGAAUGGCUAUUCGUUUUCUGCCCCUUUGCAUGCAGGCUCUCUUGAUCUGCCUGUAGCUAUUCUUCAUACUCCUGCACAGGUGGCCCAAUUGAUACUUAACACCUGA